AUGGGGAAAUUUCAGAAAACAAUUACUAGCCAUCAUUCUAGGAGUCAUAGAUUGGUGCGUUCUCCAUGGGCCCUAACGGCGAUAAGUUUUGCAAUAAUCUGGUUCUUCCAUGAUGCUUUCAGCUCAUUUUAUCCAAUCAGCUUGCGGCUUGGCAAUGACUCUAGUGCCAUGAGAUCAAAAGGAUUGGAAGCAAAGACUAUAGUAACUGUACUUGACUUCAAUAACAGGACAGUCUUAUCAAUUGGCGCAUCUAACAAGCACAUUCAGUUGAAUCAAAUAACGCCUAGUACGAUUUCCAGGGCGGAUUUUUCGAAGUGGAUCGAAGAACAAAAGGAGAUCAGUUUGGAAAAUAUGUUGACGAAUAUUGGUGAUUCUAGAUUGAAUAACGGAUUAGUUUCUACUGAAGGUGUUGCAGAAGGUGUUGUGGUUGCAUCUACUUCCAAAGAGCAUCCAGAUUAUUUUUACCAGUGGACUAGAGAUGGUGCUAUCACCGUUAACACUGUUGUGAAUAUAUUAGUAGACACACCACGUGUCAACAUUACCCUUGUAGGUACAGUUUUAAAGUAUAUCAACAACACGUAUGUGUUGCAGAGGGUCCAAAAUCCUAGCGGUUCCUUUGAAGAUGAUCUAUCUGGCCUAGGGGAACCCAAGUUUAUGGUGGAUAAUUCUCAAUUUACUGGGAGUUGGGGUAGACCUCAGAAUGAUGGUCCUGCUUUGAGAGUAAUAACUAUCAUGAAUUUCUUGAACUACUUAAAAGGGAAUAAUUUAACUUUGGAAGAUGCUGCAACAAUGUACAGAUCUUAUUAUGGCACAGAUUCACUACCGUUGACAUUCCAAAACGAACAGGAGUUAUUUAGUAAAGUGAUAUACUAUGAUUUGGUAUACAUUAUGGAAAAUUGGUUUAAGGAGAGUUUCGAUUUAUGGGAAGAAGUAAUUGGUAUACAUUUUUUCACCACUCUAUGCCAAUUAAAGGCUUUAAAAUUAAGUUUUUUGCAUAUUUCAAAUGGGGUCUUUAAAGCAGAUGUUUUAUUUCUUGAGCGAUUACAGUCAAUUAUAGAUGCUGUUACAACGUUUAUGAUAAAGGACAGCGGAUUUCUAAACCAUAAUUUGAACUUUAUUGUCGAAACCCCUAGCAUUUUGGGCCAGCGUUCUGGUCUAAACAUUGGUUCAUUGAUUGGAAGUAUCUUAACGCACGAUGAGCUUGACUUUGAACCAUCAUCAAUCGGUGCUGUACCAUUUAAUAUUGAUCACCCGGCUAUCCUUAAUGUAUUGUACGAGAUGGUAAAGAGAAUGAGUAUUUUGUACCCUAUCAACCACGGAAGGGCUAAUCUCAACAUGGGCGUCGGUUUAGGGAGAUAUCCAGAGGAUAUCUAUAAUGGAAUAGGCGUUUCUGAGGCCAACCCAUGGUUUUUAGCUACCUCCACGGCUGCAGAAAUGAUGUACAAAUUUGUGUAUCAACACUAUAAAUCAUCAAAAGAUUUGGUAAUUGAAUUGGACAACGAUAAUUGGAACUGUGCAUUUUGGAGUCUGAUAUUCAAUGGUUUAAGUUCUAUUAGUAAAACUGAAGCUCGGUUAAUUAUUCCAUUUAAUAGCCCUGCAUACCAUCAAACAAUGCAUUCUAUUGUCAGUUAUGGAGACUCCUUUUUGGAUGAAGUGAGACUACAUGUUAGCGAAGAAGGUGAAAUGAGCGAACAAUUCAACAAAUAUACCGGAUUUUUACAAGGCGCUAGACAUUUAACUUGGUCGUAUGGCGCCUUUUUAAGUAGCAUUCGCUGGAGAGAUAAAGUACAAAACUACUGUUGA
Eremothecium cymbalariae DBVPG#7215 is the source of this 1803-nucleotide messenger RNA. It is a transcript of the gene SGA1, whose product is annotated as glucan 1,4-alpha-glucosidase. Gene Ontology annotation, biological process: polysaccharide metabolic process. Gene Ontology annotation, molecular function: glucan 1,4-alpha-glucosidase activity. Bases 1 to 1803 code for a protein of 600 amino acids. Gene Ontology annotation, cellular component: fungal-type vacuole. NCBI's taxonomy places the organism in Eukaryota, Fungi, Ascomycota, Saccharomycetes, Saccharomycetales, Saccharomycetaceae. The record is from RefSeq and is a predicted model, not a curated record. The transcript has a single exon.